CGCCAAUUCCUUUUUAUUUUUCUCGUAAAUAAUACUUAGUAUAUUUAAUAUUUAUAUUAAAAUCAUACCUUGCGGCGUGCACAGGUGCACGUUUUAUUUACUCGGAAAAUGUGGUUCAAACUUUUAGUUUCUUAAAUCGUAAUUUUUUUAAAAUAACAACUGAUUUUUUAUUAAUUACUAAAAAUCAAUCAAAUAAUCGUCUACAGGUAUACAAAAUAAAAUGAGUGCAAAAAAUAGUGAUAAUGACCAUUAUAAAAAUGAAUAUUCGAGAAUAAGGAAACUGACGAGUAGAUAUGACAUACGGACUCAAUCAAAUGAAUAUGGUUUGUCUGAAGAUCAAGUUGCGGAAUUCAAAGAAGCAUUUAUGUUGUUUGAUAAAGACCACGAUGGACGGAUUACUGAGGCAGAAUUAGGAGUGGUUAUGAGAUCUCUGGGACAGAAGCCUACUGAAACUGAUUUAAGAGGUAUGGUUAAAGAAGUGGAUAAAGAUGGUAAUGGUAGUAUUGAGUUCGAUGAAUUCCUACUAAUGAUGGCUAGAAAACUAAGAGCAGUAGAUGGUGAAGAAGAAAUGCACCAGGCAUUCAAAGUAUUUGACAAAAAUGGUGAUGGGUUCAUAACAUUUGAUGAACUCAAACGUGUAAUGUGCAGUAUCGGAGAACGACUUACCGAUGAGGAAAUUGAGGAUAUGAUAAAAGAAGCAGAUUUAAAUGGUGAUAAAAAAAUUGAUUAUAAAGAAUUUAUUACAAUAAUAAGUCCUAAGAAAUAAAACAAAUAACGGUAAAAAAUAUGAUAUUAUAAUAAACAUCACUUUCUGAAUUUUUUGAAUAAUGGAUGUUUUACACCAGAAUUUCUUCUGAAUUCUGCAUAAACUGCAUCAUCAGCACCAGACAUAGAACUCAUUUUACCAGACAUUUUCUUAUAGGAUUUGGAUGUACCCUCAUACGGCAUUCUUUCCUCAUCUGCAUCUGUGUCAUUGGCUGCUAAGACUUUACUUAAUAAUAAACCUUGGUCUUCUCUACUAGAAUAAAAAAGCUCUGGAUCCUAAAGUAAAAAAUACAGCAUAAUUACAGAAUGGUUGUAUACUAAUUUUUAUUCAAGUAUAGAUUACCUCAUCCAUUCCAGCCAGUUUUGUUACCACUUUGUAACUGUAUCCUUGAUCAAUAAGAAAUCUUUGUCGUUUUCUUGAGUAGCUCAUUUCCAUUGUGUCUUGUGACACUAAGGUAUAGAAGAAUGCAUUAUAUUCUUCAGCAAUUGCAGUUUUCUUAGCCCGUAAGAUACGACCUAGACGUUGAGCUUCUUGACGCCGGCUUCCACCAUGAGAAGAAAUUUGUAUAAGAACAUUAGCAUCUGGCAAAUCAAAUGAUGUAUCUGCAACUUUACUGACGAAUAUGGUAUUCACUUUUGGAUUUAAUUUAAAAUUUUGCAAUAUUUGGAUUCUUUCCGCCUACACAUAUAAAAAUAAUAUAUACAUAUUAAUUAUUAAUUUAGAAGAACAUUAAAAUAUUUAUUAAGAUGUAUUACCUGAGAUGUUGGUCCAUAAAUAUAAGGUUUACUCAACUUUAAGGCAUAUUCUUUAAGGGCAAAUACAUUAUCAGAGAAUACAAUAGUUUUGUCUCCUCGUUGUUCAUGAUAACGUAUUAAAAAUUGACAAGCACGAAAUUUAUUUGGAUUCAUCACAAAAAAAAGCUGUACAAAAGACACACAUUAAUAAUAUCAUUUAUUAUAUUAUUUUAGAAACAUCAAAAUUGUAAAACUAUACCAUUUUUUUACACGUUCUGGUAGCUAAAUAUUCACGAUAAAAUUCUGGAGCCAUUGGACACCAUACUUCUGAGCACUGAACUUUGGCUAUAUAACCUCUUUGUUGUAGUUCCAACCAGUUAGCUUCAUAUAGUUUAGGACCAAUUAAAAAGUUUAAAUCGGCAAUUUUAUCAUCUUCUCGUAAUAAUGUGGCUGUUAAGCCCAAUUUGCAAUGUGAUUGAACCAGUGUCAAUACACGUCGAAACAUUUUAGCUGGUAUGGUAUGUACUUCUAUGAAAUUAAAACAUAUAUAAUACAUAUUAAUUCCAAUUGAAAAAACUGUGAAAGUUAUAUUUCUUACCAUCUAAUACCAUUAUACCCCAUUCUUGCUCUUGAAUCCAUUUCAUUGUUUGUUCAGCUUCCCAGGAUCUCUUUUGUGUGUGUGUUAUCAUUGAAUAAGUUGUAAUGAACACACCACAACCCAUUAAUUUGUCUUUAACAUCAGAUGUAAAUCUGCAUACCAAACUGUCAUCAGCUAUAGAACAAAUUAUAAAAUUUUAAAUAUAUAUUUUUUUAAAUUUCUAAAUUAUAAUAAAUACCUGUUGACCACAUUUUAAAUUGAUAUUUCCAUUGUUCAACUGAUACUGCUGAAUUGCAUAGGACUAAUGCACGUUUACGUACAGUACAACAAGCUGUUACCCCUACUAAACUUUUUCCAGCACCUAAAAACCAAAAUCAACAUAUAAAUAUUAUAAUUACAUUGUUUUAGCUAACAAAAUGAAUGUGCGUUUUCAAAAUAUAAAAAGUAUUAUAUAAAGUUUACAUCAAAAGACUUGGUGGACAAUUAAAUUGUUGCCACUUUAGUUUAAUAGUAAUUUGUCAAUUAAUUAGUUUAUCCUACUCUGUAAUCACUUAUAAACUGACAAUUAAUACAUAGAAAAUUAUCAAGAGUAUUUAUUUAAUAAAUAUUGCUAUUUAAGUAUUAUUUACACUAAAGUCUAAAGCAAUGUAUUGACCAUAUCAGAUAUGUUGUUUUAUUAUUAAUAGAUUUAGUUAAUUUCAAAAAAUACUGAGAGCUAUUGUUUUAGUGCUAUACAGAGUUAUCAGAUGAUAACUGUUAGUUAUAUAUUAAAAUAUAUUAUAAUAUGAUAUACAGUUGAAUCCGCUUAAUUGGGAUACAUUGGGCGGUGACCUAUUUGUUCCCAUUAUCCGACUGUCCCGAUUAACCGAAUAACUAAUAAACCGAUACAUUCGUUCGGGACUAUGCAAUAUGUCCCUAUUAAGCGGUUGUCCCCUUUAUGUGGUGUCCCAAAUAAACGGAUUCUACUGUAGUUUAUACUUACCACAUGGUAACACAAUAAUUCCUGAUCUUGCACGACUAUUCCCAAACAUUUUUCUUAAGCUCUUUUCUUGAUAAGGUCUUAAUGUUGCUUGAGGUUUUAAAUCUAUACUAUAGAUAAAAUUAAAAUUUACUAAUUAGUUAUUAUUAAUUUAAAUAGUGUAUACAGUAUAUAUUUACUUAAUAUCUUUAUUGACUUUAUCGUUUUUAAAAUCAUAUUCAACUAAAAGAGGUGUAUCAAUCUCAAUACAACGCUUUUGUAUAAUUUCAAUUUUUUCUUGUUGGACUUCAAAUGAUACAAGAUUUUGUGUUUUUUCUUCUUCUUCUUCUUCAACUUUAUCAAUUUUUUCAUAUAAAUCUGUUAUAUCUUUUGGAACUACAUCGUUCAAAUUAUCUUCCUUAUCUUUCGAAGAAUCUCCAGGAAACUAGAAGACAUAAAAUUAUUUAUUACUUUAUUAUGAAAUUAUAAAUAUAUAAUUAUUAUUUAUAAGUAACUGCAAAAUAAAAGUGUAAUAUAAGUGUUAUAUUUUAUAUUUUGUUAAAUACAUAAUAAUAAGUCUUUUUUUUAAAUUUUGUAAGUAUGAUACUAAAUAGAACUCAUUUAUUAGAAAUAUAUUAUUGCUUAUCAAAAUUAUUUAAGUAAUAAUUUUAACUAAGCUUGUAGAAACUAUAUUAUAAUCAAUAAUUAAGUUACAGAAUACUUUUAGUAUAGGUAUUGGUUAUUUUAGAUGAAUAUUAUUUAACAUUUUUAAUAUUGGAAAAAAAUGACGAUAACAUUAGACAAAAAUAUUCAUCAACCUAUAUAUAUAUAUAUAUAGACUAGACUACUAAAGUAUAGCACAGAUAUCUAUUGUAUGUUAUAACUGAUUUAUUUGAAGAUAUUAGCUAAUAAAUAUAUUAAUUGAAUAUCGCCUAAAACUUAGUCAAUAGACUAGAAUUGUUGAAAAUAAAUUAAUAAAUUACUUUACAUUUCAUCUAUACUUAGUCUGUUUAUUUGAGUCUUUACCAAUUAAAUAUUAUAUAAAUUUCAUAUCUAAGCCAAAAAACAAGGUGUUUACUUUAAAAAAUUUUUUGAUACAAAAUUAAUUUGUAUAUUCUAAUAUAUCUAUAUAAUGUGUUUUUGUUUUAUUCAAAUAACUAAAAGUAAUCUAGUUAUUUUAUUUUAUUAUAAGUCACUUGGUUACUUUUAAAAAUUAACUUACCUAACACUAAAAUAUAUUUUAGAUUAAAAAUAGAAAUAAAUAAGAGUAUAUUACAUGUGAUUUUUCUAUUUUUUUUUCUUCAGUGAUUAAUGCAUCAGUAUCCUCCAGCCUUUUAAGACGACAAGAACCAAUAACAGGAUCUUUAAGAAGCUUUUGUAAAAUGUCUGGAUGUUGUGAUUCAAUGAAAUAUCGAUUAUGUUUAAGUACAAGUUUAACUUUUCCAUAAGAAAGUGUACACACAGUUAUAAACUCUAUUAUACCAUCAGGUAUACUUGUCUUACUUAAACGUUUCAAAUACUCAAUUAUGUCAUUAGUUUCUAAUCCAACACUUACAGCUGCAUACAAUGAAUAAGCAGUUAAUUUAUACUGAAAUAAAAAAUAAAAUACAUUUUACAAA
Molecule: messenger RNA, 4675 nt
Organism: Rhopalosiphum padi (bird cherry-oat aphid)
Lineage: Eukaryota; Metazoa; Arthropoda; Insecta; Hemiptera; Aphididae
Product: calmodulin-A-like
Exons: 6
Coding region: 221-766 (181 amino acids)
Molecular function (GO): calcium ion binding; enzyme regulator activity
Source: RefSeq, a predicted model, not a curated record